Molecule: messenger RNA, 2295 nt
Organism: Armigeres subalbatus
Lineage: Eukaryota; Metazoa; Arthropoda; Insecta; Diptera; Culicidae
Gene: mIF2
Product: translation initiation factor IF-2, mitochondrial
Exons: 4
Coding region: 136-2247 (703 amino acids)
Biological process (GO): translational initiation
Cellular component (GO): cytoplasm
Molecular function (GO): GTPase activity; translation initiation factor activity; GTP binding
Source: RefSeq, a predicted model, not a curated record
AGUCGGCACUCCACCCACUCCACCAAAACAAAAUCACAUAACAUUUUUUGUGAAAAAAGGGAGUUCGUGUGUUAGAUUAGUUAAAUUAAGUACAAAAACUUUAAUUAACUAUUUAUUUUGUUGCAAAAACAAUUAAUGUUUCACGUUCGCUCAGUUAUCAAUAGGUUAGCUACCAAUGGAAUACUUCGAUCCGAUGCGGUGGCCUGGGCACGAAUCGCCUGUACAAACGGUUCCUACGUCAGCCAACAACGUUCGUUCCAAGCUAGUUCCAGCAACCAUAAACGGCGGAAAACUGCCGAGGAAAAGAAAGCGCCCCGCGUGAUUGAGUUUGCUGCGAAGAAAAAGAACAAACAAACCACUGGAGUCGUAGAUGUUUGGCGCAACAUGACGGUGGCUGAAUUGGCCAAAUCGUGCGAGCUGGACGUUGAGCACAUUCAGGAGGUCAUGCUGUACGUAAAAGGAGCGGGAAACAUCGAUGCGGAUGCCCAACUUGAGGAUCAGAAAAUCAUCAAGGAAAUUGUGACCAAGUGUGGGCUGAGAAUGAAAAUUGUUGCUGCACCAAGCACGGUUAAAGAGGAAAUAAAAGAUCGAGAUGUUCUGCCGAGGCCGCCUCCUGCACAGGAGAAUUUGAAGGAACGUCCUCCGGUGGUGACGGUUAUGGGCCACGUGGAUCACGGUAAAACGACGCUGCUGGAUUCGUUAAGAGGAGCGUCAGUGGCGGCUAGUGAAGUAGGAGGAAUAACGCAACAUAUCGGUGCAUUUACGGUGGAGUUGGACAAUGGAGAACGCGUUACUUUCUUGGAUACGCCAGGUCAUGCGGCGUUUAGUGCCAUGCGGGCCCGAGGCGCUAACCUGACCGAUAUCAUUGUGCUUGUCGUGGCAGCCGAUGAUGGAGUUAUGGAACAGACCAAAGAGGUUUUGUACCUGGCGAAAGAAGCGAAUGUUCCUAUAAUAGUGGCGAUCAAUAAGAUUGACAAACCGGGUUCCAAUCCGGAUAGGGUAAAGAAGGAAUUGGCACAACAUGGGAUAGCGCUGGAAGGAUUCGGAGGAGAUACGAUUGCCGUCGGAGUAUCUGCUCUGAAGGGCACCAAUCUGGAGGAGUUGACUGAAGCAGUAAGCACGCAGGCCACUAUGAUGGGCUUGAAAGGGGAAUAUGUCGGUCCAUCGGAAGGGGUUGUGGUCGAAUCUAAACUCGAUUCCCAUCGGGGAAAACUUUCCACCGCUAUAGUCACUCGAGGCACUCUCCGCAAAGGAAGCAUUUUGGUUAGCGGACUAGCCUGGGCGAAAGUUCGAGGGCUAUUUGAUCACGCCGGGCAGCCAGUAUCCGAAGUCACACCCGGCAUGCCCGUUGAAAUUCUCGGAUGGCGAGAACUUCCGAUGGCCGGGGAAGUGAUCCUCGAAGUCGAAUCCGAAAAGGUAGCCAAUUCGGUAAUGCGGUGGCGAGAGGCUCAAGCAAAACAGGAAAAAGCCGAAAGCGACAAGGAUGCCAUCCUGCAGAAGCAGAAGGAACACGAAGAAAAGUACAAGACUGAGAGGGAGCAACAUCGUCUGGCUGGUUUCUAUCGAAGGCGAAACAAAGGACCCCGUCCGAAGGAAUCUGCACCGGAUGAUCCGACCCCUCGGGUGAACGUCAUCAUCAAAGGUGACGUUCAUGGUUCUGUGGAGGCCAUUUUGGACGUCUUGGAAACCUACGAUGGAACUGAAAACUGCCGGUUAGAUGUGGUUCACUAUGGCGUGGGCGACGUAAAUCAAGGAGAUUUAGAGCUUGCUCGGUUGUUCAAGGCCGUAGUUUAUGCAUUUUCUGUGAACGUUCUUGAUAAGGCCAAGGACGUGGAAAUUCGACCGGUAAAUAUCAUCUACCGAUUAGUGGACGAUCUCAAGAAAGAAAUCAAUUCCAAACUACCUAUGGUGGACGAAGAGGAAACGCUGGGCGAGGCGAACAUUCUUCAGCUCUUUGACAUAAACGAAGGUCGGAAGAAGGUAGCCGUACUGGGUUGCCGGUGCACAAAGGGUGUGCUUAAGAAAGCGUCCAAGUUCAAACUGUUGCGCAAUGGGGAGGUCGUUGUGGAUGACCUUGUACUGGAUUCGAUGAGGCAUCUUAAGAACGAGGUGGACACGGUUAAAAAAGACGUAGAGUGUGGGUUGCGGUUUUCGGAUCAGGACGUAGAGAUGAAAGCAGGCGAUACGGUGGUGUGUUAUAAGAUUAACAAGGUGCCUCAGGAGACGGAUUGGGAUCCGGGAUUCUAGCUUAUACGACUUUAGCAAAGUAGAAACAUUAUGCAGUUGGGAGUAAGU